Messenger RNA from Pelodiscus sinensis (Chinese soft-shelled turtle), 1215 nucleotides. The record is from RefSeq and is a predicted model, not a curated record. Lineage: Eukaryota; Metazoa; Chordata; Testudines; Trionychidae.
AUGGCCAUCCCAGUACACGGGACACCUUCCUGGAGCUCCCUGGUGGCCAGCAUGCACGAGAACAACAUCUACGGGAAGUGCACGGAGGGCGACCGCUGGUCCAGCCAGCAGGGGAGCAACGCCAACUACCCCAAGGGAGAGGGCAACUGGGCCAAUUACACCACCUUCGGCUCCGCGGUGGGCGCCACCAGCGACGACUACAAGAACCCUGGUUAUUAUGACCUGCAAGCCCAGGACCUGUCCGUGUGGCACGUAACCAACAAGGCGCCCCUGGCGGAAUGGAAGACCAGGUCCAUCCUGCGGUACCACACCAGGACUGGUUUCCUGUCAUCCGAGGGAGGGAACCUCUUCAAACUCUACCAGAAAUACCCAGUGAAAUACGGUGCCGGCAACUGCCUGACCAACAAUGGCCCCUCCGUGCCUGUCAUCUAUGACUACGGCGAUGCCCAGCAAACUGCCAGUUACUACUCUCCAAGUGGCAGACCUGAAUUCGUUCCUGGCUACGUCCACUUCCGGGUGUUUAAUCGUGAGAAGGCGGCCAUGGCUCUGUGUGCUGGGGUGAAAGUCACCGGCUGUAACACUGAGCAUCACUGCAUAGGUGGAGGAGGGUUCUUCCCAGAAGGGAACCCAGUGCAGUGCGGCGAUUUCACUGCCUUAGCCUGGGACGGCUACGGAACCCAUCGGGGCUGGAGCACAUCCAAGGAGAUGCUUGAAUCCGCAGUGCUGCUCUUCUACCGCUGAGUCCGGAAAGGCCGACGUGCCGCAGUGAAGGAUGCUGCUUCCUUCCAGCCAGCAGCGCUUGCUGGCUUUGAACUCAGAUGUCUGCCAUGCAAAUAAAGAAUCUGAAGCAGGCUGGGGUGUCAGUGAUUUACUCCCCUUGCGACCUAGAAAAAUAGGCUCUGUAGAGUGGCCUAGAGUAUAGGUAGGGCAGCUGCCUGGGGGCUACAGGGUGGUGGGGUUUGAGUCCCUAUGUCCAUACUGGGAACAGCUGGAUAGCUAACACAGAAGAGGCUGUGGGGGUCUAAGCAGCAGGCAGAAGUAGAUGUGUCUCUCAUUCAAUUAUAAUUAGCAGUGAUAGGAGCACUGGAUGUUAUUGGUGGAUGAAGAUCAUUACAUUUUACAAAGCAUGGCAGUAGCAUUGUUUCCAUUUUUGAUGGGGAAACUGAGGCACUGAGCAGCAAAAUGAUUUGCCCAAGGUCAUCCAGCAGGUCAGUA